AUGGGCGGGAUGCCCCUCGUCCGCACCUUCCUUGCCCUGCUCAGCUAUCUGAUUGCGUCGAUGGGAUUGCAAGCGUUGUGGAGCUUGGGACUUGCAUGUCUUGAUGGAUACGUCCUUCAAGUCAAAAGAGAUCUCAACAAUGCUGUUUUAGUGAGUUUAUUUGUUGUCAGAGACUGGGUCACCCAUCCUCGAGGAGCAGAAGGAGGGACGCAUCUAGUUGGCCAUCAAGGGCCUGCUCUGCUCCUCUUCCUUGACCAUAUAAGUCAGCCUCCGGCCAUGGCGGAUCUGCAGACGCCGCUGGUGCAACCAAAGAGGAAGAAGGUUUUGGUGGACUACCUGCUACGACGUACCCGACGAAUCCGCCACCCAAACCCAGGUACGCUUCGUCGCGAGGCUCUCCUCCUGGCUCCGCUCCUUGCUUCUGUCAUCUGUGCCGCCGUUCCGUUUGCCGGCGCUGCGGCGCGUUCGGCCCUUCGUCGGUCUCACCGGAUUUCGCUGUUCUUGCAGGCCCGCGGGUGCAGCUCGUACCCCUUCUCGUUCCCUUCCCAGCCGCCGGACAUCAGGAACUGGUUCUCGAGUUACCAGUACGAGUCGCCGGAGGUGCCGGAGCUGGCUGUUGACCCUCCUGCUGUCCACAACGGCAGCGAGACCCAAGACCCAUCGGAGUACCGGGUGGCUGAGCAUUCAUUUCUGAAACACGCCCCUCGGGAUGGCGGUACCGAUUUGAAGGGGGGCUGUUUGGGGAGCCAAGCACAAGCAGAACCCGCUGAGGUUUCUGCUAGAAGAGACAUCCUUCCGAUUGGUAGGAGCACGGUGGAACAGGGCACGAAAAGGAAGCAAAGUCUGCGGGGGCUGUUUGGGGCAGGUUUUCUGGACGACCAUGAAGAAGCUACACAAACUGAAGGCCGUGUCGUGUCGCCUGUGCAGAGAAGUGCAGUGGAUCCUCCGUGGAACCGCAACUGGGUGGGCUUACAGAAUAGAAAGCGCAGCCAUGAAGGCAUGGUUGAAUACAGCGAGCCGCCGACAGAUGGUGAGAGCACUUGUAUAGCUGAGACUCAAGCUGAAAGUCGAGUGGCGUUGCCUGUGCUGAGAAGUGCAGUGGAUCCUCCGUGGAACUGCAACUGGAUAGGCUUAAGUAAUGGAAAGCGUAUCCAUGAAGGCGUAGUUGAACACAGCGAGCUGCUGACGGAUAGUGAGGGCACUUGUAUAGCUGAAACUCAAGAAAACCCCCGAGGAGGUCAGGAGAUUUACCACAGAAAACAGCCAUUUAAUUGCGGCGGUACUAGCUUAGCUGAUAUUGAAGAAGGUUUCAUAGAAGAUAGCAUUGAACCCAGUAACCUACCAGUUAAUUCUCACAGCAAAGGCCUAACAGAUGCUGAGAAAACUGAGCAAACUCUGCCUGGGUUGUUUGAAGCAGGUUUUCUUGACAACCAUGACGAAGCUACUCAAACUGAAAGUCGGGUGGUGUUGCCUGUGCUGAGAAGUGCAGUGGAUCCUCCUUGGGACUGCAACUGGAUAGGCUUGCGGAAUAGAAAGCGCAGCCAUGAAGGCGCAGUUGACGACAACGAGCUGCUGACGGAUAGUGAGAGCACUUGUAUAGCUGAAACUCAAGUAAAGCCCCCAGGAGGUCAGGAGACUAACCACACCAAACGGCCAGUAAAUUGUGGUGGUACUAGUUUAGCAGCAGAUACUGAAGAAGGUUUCCUUGAAGAUGGCAAUGAACAUUGCAACCUGCCAGUUGAUUCUCACAGUAAAGGCCUAGCAGAUGCUGAGAAAACUAAACAAAGUCUGCGAGGGUUGUUUGAAGCAGGUUUUUUAGACAACGGUGACGAAGCUACUCAAACUGAAAGUCGGGUGGUGUCGCCUGUCCUGAGAAGUGCAGUGGAUCCUUGUUGGAACCGCAACUGGAUAGGCUUACGGAAUAGAAAGCGCAGCCAUGAAGGUGCAGUUGAACACAGCGAGCUGCUGACGAAUAGUGAUAGCACUUGUAUAGCUGAAACACAAGUAAACCCCCCAGGAGAUCAGCAGACCAACCACAGCAAACAUCCAGUUAAUUGUGGUGGUACUAGUUUAGCAGCAGAUACUGGCCUAGAAGAUGGCAUUGAACAUAGCAACCUGCCGGAUAAUUUUCCUAGUAAAGGCCUAGCGGGUAGUGAGAAGCCUAAGCGAAGUCUGCGAAAAUUCUUUGGAGCAAGUUUUCUUGACGAUUGUGAUGAAGCUAAUGAAUAUGAAACUCGGGUGGUGUCGGCUGUACAGAGAAAUGCAGUGCAGCCUCUGUCAAAUUGCAAUGCUGCAGGCUUGCCUCACAUCGAACAUAUCCGUGAAGGCACAGUCGGAUACAGUGAGCCACCGGCAGAUCAUGAAGGCAUCAGUAUAGCUGAAACUCGAGAAAAUCCCCAAGCAGGUCGGGUGUGUUAGACCUUUCAACCUGAGCAUUGAUAGUUGUGGAUGACACUAGGAGAGUUGGGACAAUUUUCGUUGGUUUAUUUCUCACACAAUGCCAUGCCAACCUGAGGGGUUGGGGAUACAUAUUUAUAGGCUGCUAGCCAGCCAA
This is a messenger RNA of Triticum aestivum (bread wheat), 2554 nucleotides long. RefSeq lists its product as uncharacterized. The transcript has 7 exons. The record is from RefSeq and is a predicted model, not a curated record. The coding region runs from base 1 to 2418 and encodes 805 amino acids. NCBI's taxonomy places the organism in Eukaryota, Viridiplantae, Streptophyta, Magnoliopsida, Poales, Poaceae.